Messenger RNA from Cannabis sativa, 2451 nucleotides. RefSeq names its product cation/H(+) antiporter 15. The transcript has 3 exons. Gene Ontology annotation, cellular component: membrane; endomembrane system. The coding region runs from base 1 to 2451 and encodes 816 amino acids. Gene Ontology annotation, biological process: regulation of pH; proton transmembrane transport. NCBI's taxonomy places the organism in Eukaryota, Viridiplantae, Streptophyta, Magnoliopsida, Rosales, Cannabaceae. Gene Ontology annotation, molecular function: antiporter activity. The record is from RefSeq and is a predicted model, not a curated record.
AUGGGAACCUUGGAUGUGAAUUCUUCUGUUACCUAUGAUCAAGUUAAUAAUUUCAACAAUUUGACAAAUGUUUGUACUACCCUGAAAAAUAUGUACCCUUAUGGGCCAUUUUUCCUAUACAAUCCACUCAACUAUACAUUCCCUCUUCUACUCUCACAACUCUCUCUUUCUACUGGUGCCAUUCUCUUAACUUACUUGCUCCUCAAGCCUCUGCGCCAAUCCAUCCUUGUAGUACAAGUUUUGGGUGGUCUGCUACUAGGACCGUCGGUUCUGGGCCAGAGUUCAUUGUUCAUGUCCAGUUUCUUCCCCCUCAAAGGUCUCCUAAUGCUGGAUAUAUUUUCGUCCAUGGGAUUUAUUUUGUACUUCUUCCUCAUUGGAGUGCAUACCAAUCCAUCUGUAUUAAAGAAAAUCAACAAGAUUAGUCUUCUUAUUGGAAUUUCUACAGUGUUGAUCCCAUAUGCAAUGAAUCAGGCAUUCUCUGUUCUCUUACCACGCAUACUUAGUAUGAAUCCCGACGAAACCAACAUUCUUCCAGUGGUAGGACAUGCUGAAUCAUUAGUAGCGCUCCCGACAAUUGCUAACCUCCUUGUCGAGCUCAAGAUCAUGAAAUCGGAGAUUGGUAGGGUGGCAAUGUGUUCUUCUGCAGCAAGCAGCUUGUUCUCUUUCAUCAUAUCAACCAUCUUUGAUACAAUAAACCAGGAUCACGAUGAGAAUCAACAAGUAGUACCGAGACUUGGUUCUGUUAUUGUUUUUGUAACUUUCAUUGUUUACAUGGUCCGCCCUUUAAUUUUAUGGCUGUUAAAGCAUAGACCGGUACAAGCUUCAUUGAACACAAACCACUUCAUCAUUGUAGUUGUGUUGGUUUUGAUGACUGGAUUUUUCGGCCAGGCUAUUGGUUUGCACACUCACUUUGGCCCUCUUAUUCUCGGGAUCACCAUACCAGCAGGGCCGCCAAUAGGGCCUGGGCUUGAGGAGAAGCUCCACAUGUUUACCUACUGGAUUUUUUUGCCAAUCUUCUUCCUCAAAAAUGGUUUAAUAAUAAACAUCUUUCAAAUUAAGCCAAGGUCUCAUAUGAUUGUACAGUUAAUGGCCAUAGUAGGUGCACUUGGAAAGUUCAUAGGAGCCUACUUCACCUCCCGUCGAGGCUGCAAUAUGCCAAUUGCUGAUGCUAUCACGCUUGGCCUUGUCAUGACCAACCAAGGCCUCCUUGAGCUAGGCCUGUUCAAGAUGUUGAGGAGAAAAAAGUCAAUAGACACAGACACGUUUGUGAGUAUGUACCUUUCGAUGUUGAUCGUUAGUGGUUUGGCUGUCCCCAUCAUAAAACGGCUCUAUGAUCCUUCAAGAACAUAUGUAGUUUACAAGAGAAGAAGUGUGAUGGAUUCAAAAUCAAAAUCUCAACUCCGGCUGCUGGUGUGUGUGCCCGAUGAGGAUAUUGCUCAUACCACAAUCAACAUCCUAGAAGCAUUUAACCCAAGGGUGGAUAGCCAGCUUGCUGUCUGCGUUCUCCACCUUGUUGAGGUUGUUGGUCACAGCAGCCCCAUUCUCAUUCCCCAAAAUCUUGUCGAGAAAUCAUCUUUCCAUUUGGGUUCCUCAAAAGACAUUUUUGAGGCCUUCAGAACUUUCAAGUUGAGCAACCUACAAUGUGUCUCAGUUUAUCCCUACAGCUUAUUAUCCCCAUGUACAGCAAUGCAUGACCAGGUAUGCACGUUAGCGCUUGACAAAAAGUCCUCACUCGUUAUAAUACCUUUCCACAAGAGAUUACAUGCAGAUGGUACGGUAGAAUCAUACAAAAAGGCAUCCUUGAUUAUGAACAAAAAUGUCCUUGACAAGGUACCUUGUUCAGUUGCGAUCCUCAUUCAUCGUGGGCUCUUUAGAUCCUCACUGCCAGUCUUGGAAAGCUCGUGUGAAUCUAGAAUUGGUGUUAUCUUCUUGGGAGGAGCUGAUGAUAGGGAAGCACUAGCUAUAGGGGCACGAAUGGCUGACCAUCCAAACAUCACCUUGACGAUGACUAGACUUGUUGCCGAUGGAAAUUUUACAGGUAAUGAUCCGGAAGAAAGAAGGAUGGAUAACGAGUCCUUGAGCGAGUUUAGACAAGCCAUGACAGAUAACUACCGGGUUACCUACAUAGAAGAAGUCAUAAGGGACGGAAGAGGGACGGCUGCAGUUAUUUGUUCCAUGGAAAACAGUUAUGAAAUAAUCUUGGUGGGAAGAAAUCAUGAUAAGCAGUCACCAUUAAUGUCAGGUUUCGACGACUGUGUUGAUCACGCAGAGUUGGGAGCCAUUGGUGAGAUUUUGGCUUCAUCACAUUUUAAGGGCAACACCACAAUUUUAGUGGUACAACAACGCCCCAUAGUAGUGAAUGAGCAUGAGUGUAGUAGACAGGACCCUGGAGUCCCAUAUUCGAUAACUGAUGAAGAAGAGAUGCCAAUCCAAGGGAGAUCUCCACCGUGA